This is a messenger RNA of Onychomys torridus (southern grasshopper mouse), 5511 nucleotides long. RefSeq names its product pyruvate dehydrogenase phosphatase regulatory subunit (gene Pdpr). Gene Ontology annotation, cellular component: mitochondrion; mitochondrial matrix; cytoplasm. Gene Ontology annotation, molecular function: oxidoreductase activity; protein binding. The record is from RefSeq and is a predicted model, not a curated record. Bases 247 to 2883 code for a protein of 878 amino acids. The transcript is spliced from 18 exons. Lineage: Eukaryota; Metazoa; Chordata; Mammalia; Rodentia; Cricetidae.
CUUGCCGCGGGCCGUAAAGCGCGGAAGGUCGCGGGCCACUGCAGUCCCGGAACUUUCCGCUCCGCGUCCCGUCCCCUCCUCUCCCUAUGCCCGGUCCCCCUUUCCGGCCCGCGCCGACCCGCUUCAGCCGUUGUGCUGCACUUCACUUCCGCCGGGCGUUGGUGGACGCGCUGCCCGCACUUGCGGGCCCCUGAGUUUGAUCUUUGGAUCUUCUCAGCUGAGUGAAAACGUAUCUCCUAGUUGGUCAUGCUUUACAGAUUGCUGUCGAUUGUCCAGAGACAAAGAACUGGCCCAGGAUGGCAGACGUGGUCAUCAGCAAGAAGCAGCACAUCAGCUGCCGAGGCACAGUCCAUUGCCCUGCCUGCCCAGGCUCAGGUGGUCAUCUGUGGGGGUGGAAUCAUGGGUACAUCCGUGGCCUAUCACCUCUCCAAAAUGGGAUGGCAGGAUAUUAUCCUUUUGGAGCAGGGCAGGCUGGCCGCUGGCUCCACAAGGUUCUGUGCUGGCAUCCUAAGCACUGCUAGACAUUCAAGCAUUGAACAGAAGAUGGCAGACUAUUCAAACAAGCUCUACCAUCAGUUAGAGCAAGAAACAGGGAUCCAAACAGGGUACUUAAGGACAGGCUCAAUCUGUCUGGCCCAAACUCAGGAUCGGUUGAUCUCUCUGAAGCGUAUCAACUCAAGGCUGAAUGUUGUAGGUAUCCCUUCUGAAAUCAUCUCCCCGAAGAAAGUGGCUGAACUUCACCCUCUCCUCAAUGUGCAUGAUCUGGUGGGGGCCAUGCAUGUUCCUGAGGAUGCAGUCGUAUCCUCUGCUGAUGUGGCUCUUGCCCUGGCAAGUGCUGCCUCCCAGAAUGGUGUUCAGAUUUAUGACCGGACGAGUGUUCUUCAUGUAUUGAUCAAGAAAGGUCAAGUUACUGGUGUGGAGACAGAUAAAGGACAGAUUGAAUGCCAGUAUUUUGUUAACUGUGCUGGUCAGUGGGCAUACGAGCUGGGUCUGUCCACCGAGGAGCCAGUUAGUAUUCCGCUACAUGCCUGUGAACACUUCUACCUUCUGACUCGUCCCUGGGACACCCCUCUGCAGAGCAACACACCAACUAUUGUGGAUGCUGAUGGAAGAAUUUACAUCAGGAACUGGCAGGGUGGCAUCUUGUCUGGAGGCUUUGAGAAGAACCCAAAACCUAUUUUCACCGAGGGCAAGAACCAGUUGGAAAUUCAGAACCUGAGGGAAGACUGGGAUCACUUUGAGCCCCUGUUGAGUUCCCUCCUGCGUAGGAUGCCAGUAUUGGAGACUCUGGAGAUUUUGAAGUUGGUGAAUUGCCCUGAGACCUUCACACCAGACAUGAAGUGCAUCAUGGGCGAGUCUCCUGUAGUACAGGGCUACUUUGUCCUGGCAGGGAUGAACUCUGCUGGCCUGUCGUUGGGUGGAGGAGCUGGAAAGUUCCUUGCUGAAUGGAUGGUAUAUGGUUAUCCCUCUGAAAAUGUUUGGGAAUUGGAUUUGCAGCGCUUUGGAGCCCUCCAGAGCAGCCGCACUUUUCUGCGCCACCGGGUCAUGGAAGUCAUGCCUCUGAUGUAUGAUCUGAAGGUUCCCCGUUGGGACUUCCAGACUGGGAGGCAGUUACGUACAUCUCCUCUUUAUGACCGGCUGGAUGCUCAAGGAGCCAGAUGGAUGGAGAAACAUGGAUUUGAGAGGCCAAAGUACUUUGUUCCACCCAAUAAUGACCUUCUUGCAUUGGAACAGAGCAAGACUUUUUACAAGCCAGACUGGUUUGAUAUUGUGGAGUCUGAAGUCAAGUGCUGUAAGGAAGCUGUGUGUGUCAUUGACAUGUCUUCUUUCACAAAGUUUGAAAUAACUUCCACUGGGGAUCAGGCAUUAGAAAGUCUGCAAUAUGUUUUCUCCAAUGACCUGGAUGUGCCUGUAGGCCACAUUGUGCAUACAGGCAUGCUCAACGAAUAUGGAGGGUAUGAAAAUGAUUGCAGCAUUGCACGCCUGAGCAAACGCAGUUUCUUCAUGAUCUCUCCAACUGACCAGCAGGUCCACUGUUGGGCCUGGCUUAACAAAUACAUGCCGAAAGAUAGCAACUUGUUACUGGAGGAUGUCACCUGGAAAUAUACAGCUCUCAAUCUGAUUGGCCCCCGGGCUGUGGAUGUGCUGUCUGAGUUAUCCUAUGCCCCUAUGACUCCAGACCACUUUCCAACUCUGUUUUGCAAGGAGAUGAGUGUGGGCUAUGCAAAUGGGAUCCGCGUGAUGAGUGUGACUCACACAGGAGAGCCAGGAUUCAUGCUGUACAUUCCCAUAGAGUAUGCUCUGCAUGUCUACAAUGAGUUGAUGAGUGUUGGACAGAAGUAUGGAAUCCGGAAUGCUGGGUAUUAUGCUCUUCGAAGUCUCCGAAUUGAGAAGCUUUUUGCCUUCUGGGGGCAAGACUUAAACACCCUCACCACUCCCCUGGAAUGUGGAGGAGAGUCUCGAGUGAAGUUAGAGAAGGGCAUAGAUUUCAUCGGUCGAGAUGCCCUGCUGCAGCAGAAGCAGAAUGGGGUAUAUAAGCGCCUUGCUAUGUUCAUCCUGGAUGACCACGACACAGACCUCGACUUGUGGCCUUGGUGGGGAGAACCCAUUUACCGGAAUGGGAAGUAUGCUGGCAAGACCACCAGUAGUGCCUAUAGCUACACUCUUGAGCGCCAUGUAUGCCUGGGUUUUGUACACAAUCUCUCUGAGGACAGUGGGGAAGAGCAGGUGGUGACAGCAGAUUUCAUCAACCGCGGAGAAUAUGAAAUUGACAUUGCAGGACAUCGGUUUCAGGCCAAGGCCAAGCUGUACCCUGUUGUCUCCUUUUUCACUCACAAGCGUAGAAAGGAUGAUGUGGAGCUGAGUGACUUUCAUGGGAAGUAAUGCCAAGACACUCUCCCUUUCUCCCAUUACCUCACCAUGAGGAGCAUUGUUCUGGGAGCUGCUUCUUCUGUUCCUGUCUCCUUACCAGGGUUCCUUUGUCCCUUCUCUUAACUUUUCAAUUUGACUACUUUAAACUUUUUCCUUGAAAGCCUUUUUGGUCCUCCCAUUCUCUUUGCGUUUGCUGUUACCUCCUAAUAAUCAGGUUCUUCUCAUCCCUCCAGCAGGCCCACAUUCCCACAGUGGAAGGCAGUGGAGUUAAGGUGACAAACUGAUUUUUAAAAUCAUCUUAGGGCAAGUUGGUAUUAUUUAAGUCUUAGGGCAAAAGUCUAGUUCCCUUGGGCUGGGCUUCUUAGAGUAAUCUGCUAAUUUUGGUGGAUGACGGUGUGUCUCAUGUAGCCCUGGGAAGAGCUUGUAUCUUAAGCAGGCAGAUGACUCUGUUUCACUGUGCUGGAGGUUCCACCUGAUACCUCUUAACAUCUACCUCACCGAUGAGAGGGUUAUGACAUGGACACUGUCUGCUCUGUGGGAGGGACAAGUAGUUAACCUGGCCUCUCCAGCCCUCCAACUCUGUUCUUAGAUGUUUGGGCCAGGGCAGCCUGCCUGCAGUUUUCUUUAUUUUCUGCUAUUUUGUAUAAUGCGGUAGUUUGUUUUUUAGCUGAGUAAACAAGUAUGCCAGUAUGUGAAAGGGGUGGGGACCCAUGUUGCCUUUUGUGUUGCUUUUCCCAGCUAGAGCAGCGUGAACUCAGAUGUUGAGUUCUUACUGUUGGAAGAGCAUUGCUUUUCUUUCAGUUACUCAUAGGUCUGCUAGCUAUCCCUUCUUGAUUUUCUUCAGAUGGCUUCUAGUCUCACCUGUGCCUUGUGUAGCCUGCCUAUGACCUCAACAUCCAUUCCUACCCCUUUAGAAGAGGGAGAGAGGAUUAGGUGGGUAGUCUUGGGUGAGUAAGUAAGCCAUGCUGUUCAGACUACGUUCCAAGAGCUACCAGAGCCUCGAGCUUGACGUCCCUGGCAUGAACAAAGCCACAUACAGAUGGCCAUUGAGAGCUGUAAGUACAGGGCAGGCCAGAGACUGCUUUCCAUCUUUUCUUUCCAGGCUUCCCACUCUCACCCCACCCCCAAUAACCUUUGGAAUGGAAAGUGACUGGGGUGCCCACCAAAUGCACCCCCUAUUGCAGUGGUACUGCCGUUUUCUUUUCUGAUGUGGAUUCUCGCUAGAGCUCAGGCUGGCCUCAGAUCUGCAGUGCUCCUCCGGAUUUCAGGUGUGGUGACAGUGUGUUUUCUAAAGGUGAAACUGGGAUGUGACAGGCUGUGCUGUAGAACACCAACACUUCAUUUUCUCUUGUUCACAGACUGCCCAGUCUGGAUUUGAGAACCUUUCAUUCAACUGCAGUUCUCAGUAACUUGGGCGCUUUGGUUCUGCUAAAUCUACAUUAAUAGAAACCUGUCAUUUCAGUGGUGUAGCUCAAAAUUCUCAAGUGCCUCUUUGGCACUUCUGUAGAACCCGUUACCCACUCAGACUGGUUCUUUUCACACAUUUCUCGAUAUUUUCUCCAGCUAGGCCACUCGUACUUGGCUUCUGAGACGAUUUCCAUUGACUUAUUAAAAGGGCACACAAUUACAAGUUGAUGUGAAGAGAAAUUGCUAUUUUGGAGGGAAUGUGUGUUUAGUGAGAUGAGAACCACAGACUGUCUCCAGGCAAAGGGGAGAAAGGAGUAACACUCCAGUAGAAAGCUGAGCAAGGCAGCAGCAGCAGUGAGCUGUUGAGAUCCAGAGCAGGCCCUUGGCUGACCCGUGAAGACGGAAGCAGAGAUGCACAGCUCCAGGUAUUUGUGCUCUUUGAAAUAUGGUGGUAACAUUCUGCAGUCUAGGAGUGAACGUUUACUUGGAAUUGAAUACAAAAUAAGUUUUUGACCUCUGCAUCCAUAGUAAAAGUUUGCAGCAGACUUGUUCUUUAACUGUUGCAAGUGUUACCACUUAGGUUCCCAACUGGAGGGGAACCCUUCCACAGCAGUAAUAGUUUAAACUCCGAGUGCAUUAUUCCAGGAUUUCAGCAUAGACUAAUGGUUGUCUGUGCGUGUUAAUCUCUAGCUCCUUAAUUAACUGUCCCUUCUGAGUAAGGGACACUGCAAGUCCCCAGCUAGAUGUUCUAGCUGUGGCUGAUGGCAGCCUUUGAGCUGCAGACAGUGCUUGUCUUGCUAGGAAGGCAUAAGAGGGAGGGGCUGAAGCAUUUUGAAAUGCCUUACCAGGCUCCUGUUCCUGUUCCUUCAACUUGGAUUUUCUGAGCUGCCACUUCUUUACUGUGUACCCCAAAACAAACUUACAUUUGGCACUAAAUGCUUCCUUAGAGUUUCUCUUGGUCCAUGCAAACAUAAACAAUGCAAAUCUGCCCCACCCCUCAUUUUGCCCUGAUAUAAGUGCUGUAAAUAGACUGUUCUUCUUCACUAACUCUGAAGCUUUUCCUAGGCUUGAUGUCAUAAACACAUCAGACAGUUGAGGGGACCUGAAACCUCUGGCCCACUAGUGUUGGGUGAGCAUUCUAGGCUCUCAGGAGUAAAUGCAGAUUGUUAACAGAAAUGUUAGGUCUAUAGCAGUGGUUCUUAACCUGUGGGUUGCGACCCCUUUAGGGUCAAA